Molecule: messenger RNA, 3414 nt
Organism: Caenorhabditis remanei
Lineage: Eukaryota; Metazoa; Nematoda; Chromadorea; Rhabditida; Rhabditidae
Exons: 17
Coding region: 1-3414 (1137 amino acids)
Molecular function (GO): protein binding
Source: RefSeq, a predicted model, not a curated record
AUGAACAACAACGAACAACUCCACCACCACUCCACAUCCUCCCCCUCCACGUCGAUGCUUCUGAAGCCAAUUAAGAAGACGUCGUCACGAUUCUUGAGACUGUAUUCAUCGGAUGGCCAGAGGAGUACUCGAAUGGAAUGUGAUGAAAACACGACGUGUGCUCAGAUAUGUCAACAAUUCUCGUGUGACGUCAUCACUCUUCAAAUCGGGAAUUAUCAUUUUCGCCAACUCAAACCUGACACCUCUCCACUUGCAAUCCUCCAAGAUUUCUGUCGAAUCCUGACAAUGUCCGAUGAAAACGAGAACAAUACGGAGACCACCCAGGCACUCGAAGACAUCCUUUCAUACACGGAUUCUCCGGCGUUUCGUCAUAUUUUCAGCUUUUUUCUGGGGAGACCCAGAAUUCGAGCGAAGAGUACGCUGAACUCGGAUAUUUUGAGUGAAGAAGUGACGAUGCGGAAGGGGAAGUUGAUUCAUACGUGGCAAAAUGCGAGAGCAGUGUUUUAUAAUUCGAAUAUCAGAUUGCAAACGAAAAACAACCAAGACGAAGCUCUACAAGUUAGAAAUAUGAAAGUUGACAUUUACGAAUCGAAGAAAGGAAGAGCCCUCCGACUCCGAGAUGAAGACUCCUGCUAUCUCAUCAUCUUUCAACGACCCAAUAUUCUGGAGGCGUGGCUUACGAGAGCUCAACAAGUGGAGAAGAGCAAUCAUGUAGAUGCGAGUGAUGAGCAACUCACGUUGAUACCAGAACAGAUUCUGAAUAAUGAAGCGAGGAUUCAGAUUUUGAAUUUAAGAAGGAAUUCCCUGAUUUCAAGGCCACCGACGGAGAAGUCAAUGGCUCCACUUGGCUACAUUGACGAUCUCUACCGUGUCCAUUCGCUCCAAGUCAUCGACCUCUCAGCCAAUCAAAUCCUCUCAUUCCCAAUCCAACUAACCCUUCUAUCCCAUCUCCGUCAACUGAAUCUAUCAUCCAAUUACAUAUCUUCUGUACCAAACGAAUGCUCAAAUAUGAGACGUCUACAGUAUCUGAAUCUAUCGAAUAAUCAAUUGGAUAGUCUACCAGAUUCUAUUAGUGAACUACAGAAUCUGGUUAACUUGGAUGUCAGUUUCAAUCAGUUUUCGCAGAUUCCUCCCUGCCUGUUCCACUUAUCCCUCGACAUGUGGCGACUAGCUGGUAACAAUAUUGAGAAGAUCGAUAGGGUUGGAGAGCUGAAAAUCCAGAAAAUUGAUCUACGACGGAAUGUUAUUUACACGUCAUUCCGAUUGGAUAUCGAGAAUAUCACUCACUUGGAUUUGAGGGAUAACUCAAUGGUUUCGACGGUUCACUUGACUAAUUUAAGGUUUUUGAAAGUUAUACAUUGUGAACGCCUCCAACUGACAAGUCUUCAUUUAAGUGGGGAGAGUUUAACUCAUGUGUAUGCUGAUCAUAAUUUACUCGACUCCCUCGUUGUCAUGCCACUCCCGCAAAAUCUCCAAACUCUAUCACUGUCCUACAACCACUUCCAAAAUCUGCCUGAUUGGAUUUCAGAGUGUCCGAAUUUGACAUUUCUCAGAGCGAAUAAUAAUGGAUUGGUCGCAUUGCCAGAGAGAAUCUUUUUCUCCCCAUCCCUCCGCUCCAUCUUCGCGUUCGUCAACGAGAUCUCGCAUCUCCCGGAUUUCGGAGAAGAGAACUGUCUGGAGACAUUGAUUCUGUACAAAAACAAGAUUUCCUCUCUUCCAAAACACUUCUUCAGUGUUUUACCAAGGUUACGCCAACUGAACAUUUCCUCCAACUUGAUCGAAUUGCUGCCAUAUUUCGACGGCUCAUCGUUUUGCAGAGUGCAGAUCCUCCGCGCCGCCAACAACUACCUAACCGAGAACAGUGUCCCAGUUAUCGUCAACAUGAAGCAUCUGAAAGUCAUCGAUUUGAGUCAUAAUCGUCUAAACUCAUUUGACGAUAGUGCCUUGAGCUCUUUGGAAUUACUAGAAGACCUCAACCUGAGCUCCAAUCGACUCACACGUCUAGCUGACUGCCUUUCCCUUCUCCCAUGCCUACAAAUUCUCCGAGCACAUUCCAAUCAGUUGGUUCAUGUUCCUGAGUUACAGGCUGCUGCACAACUUCAUACAAUUGACCUGUCCUCCAACAACAUCUCCCUUGGAACGUUGCAAUUCAAGGCUCCACCAAAUCUACGUCACUUUGAUGUCACCUGCAAUUCCGGAGACUUUGAUACCGAGAACUUUCCAGAAAAUGCAAAUAUGCACUCGAAGAUGAACACGAUUAAUAUCUCGGAAGGACCUCAGAACUUGUUUGGUUUUCAAAUAGGAGUGUCCGGAUCGAGGGGCAUGAAGAAUAAACAAUGCAUCCGUCAAGUCCGCGUGGAAAACACUUUUGGAUUCAUAGAUGGCGGAUCGAACUCUUACAUGUCCUCCUCGAUUUGCAGAUUUUUGACAUCUUAUCUCAAAGAGAAUGUCACAUCAGACAUCCGAUCGAUUCUUCUGAGGUGUCACUGUGAAUUGGGAGAGGAAGGAGAACGGUUGGGAGCUAGUGUGAUGAUUAUCCGGCUCCAUGAACGACGCCUUGAAAUAGCAUCUACUGGAACUAUGAGUGCAGCGAUUGCUAGGAAUCAGAAGCUGAAGACAAUAAUCAACGGACGGUAUGAGAUAGAUGACGAUGAGUACUCCAGAAUCCGUGACGCUCACGGGUUCCUUGACGAAGAGAACCGAAUAAAUGGAGUCAUUGGAACAUCCAAACAAAUCGGUCACUUCUCUACUUUUCCUGUCGUUUUGCCGACUCAUUCCUAUAAAAACAUACGAUUAUCGGAGGACAUUGAGGGAUUGAUUGUGGCGAAUAGUAUGGUUUGGAGUAUGUUGACAAUGGAGGACUUGAAUUCGGCAUUUCAUAAUAAUCGGAGUCCGAUUGUAGUGGCUAAGAAGAUACAGGACCAACUGCAAUCCUAUGACUACGGUGGAAACUCGAACAUCUUGGUGCUUCGACGAAUCAAACCUCAGAUGACUUUCAAUGGAUUCUCUACAGUAUCUUCUUCAAAUCAAAUGACACCUGAAAUGAGAGAUCCUGCAAGACCAAAGAUUGAUGAGCAACUAGUUCUCGCUGUUCCCGCCCUUAUUCUCCCUGAAUACCAUCCAUCUCCACCUGGUCCUCCACCUCCUCCACCUCCUCCAGUUCCUGCAAUCCGUCAUCGUACUCCAUCCCCUCCACCACCACCACUACCACUCUCAACGCCUCCACCAGUUUCAGAACUUGAAGAAAUUAAUAUUCAUCAAAGUGCCACUCCAUCUGGAUACACUCUUUCGAUUGAUCGAUUUUAUAGCAGCAGUAGUACUGUAUCCUCGAGAAGACAAUUCAAUGAAACUAGGGAUUUGUUGAGUAAAUCAUUGAAGCUGAGCCCUCCGAAUACGGUCACUUUUAAUAUUUGA